Molecule: messenger RNA, 1147 nt
Organism: Paramecium sonneborni
Lineage: Eukaryota; Ciliophora; Oligohymenophorea; Peniculida; Parameciidae
Source: the annotation of a GenBank genome assembly
AUGGAAAUGGUUGAAAACACUCCUAACGAUAAAUUCAUAAAUAGACCAUUUUUAGGAAAGAUAUGCAAUAAAUUUUAAUAGUAUUCUUUAAAGGAAUAUGAAGAUGUGUCAAACAUUGAAAUAUUACACAAAAUAAUUUAAGAACAAUAUGCAAAAAGAAAAUUUGAAUAAAAAUAAAAAUUAUCUUAAUCUCUUAACAUUUUUUCUGAUUGGAAUGAUAAAUUAAUAAUGUCACAAUUUAAUUAAAUUAUGAAGAUUCUUAAUAGUUCUAAUAAAAGCAUUUACUUAAGAAAAGACAUUAGAGUCUUUAAAUAAUUAAAAUGAAUUUUAAGAUUCAAUUAAGAUUUCUCCAAUUUAAGUUUUAAAGAAAUAAUUGAAUUAAAUAAAAAAAAAAGAAUUUCAAAAUGAUGAUCAUGUAAAUUAUUGUUUUAAAUAUAAUAGAUUUUAUGUUUUGAAAUAUAUAAAAUCAUGUUAUUUCCUCACUUAAUUUUUAAACAAUUUUAAAGAUAUGAUAUAGAAAGUUAGAGUGUAUAUUUUUAGCUUCAAAAGAAUCUAUAAAUUGAAAUUAGAAGUAAUGAAUAAGAAUAAAUAAAUUCUUUAAAUAUAAAUUCAAUAAUGAAAUGGAUUCCAUCUAGUUUCUUUAAGAUUAAUAUUCUCCCAUUUUUAGGUAUAUUGGAAAUUUUCAAAUUAAGAGCAGUUUGUAGAUAAUUUAAAAUUAUGUAAUGAGUAUUAUUAAUAUUUUAGAGUGGAAUAAUAUUGGUAUAUACCUUUUAAGAGAGAGAUGAUAGAAUAAGAACUAACAAGAGAAUUAGCUUUUAGCAUUGAAUAUAUAAAAAACUUUUAGAUUGCUGCUUAAGCCCUUCAAAAUAAAUUAAGAUUUUGCAUAGAGAAUAUAAUGGAUAUUAUUGAUUGGCAAAUUUUGGAAGAAUAAAUAUAAAGUGAUUAAAUAUAAUUAUUUGUUAACAGACCUCUUAUAAUGAUGCUUAGAUUACUUGAUAAAUAAUAAGAAAUGAGUUUUCCUUAUUAAAUUGAUGGAUAAUUUUGUAUUAGAGAAUUGUCAAAAAAUAUUAAAUAAUAAAUUUUAGAUUAUCUAAAUUUGGAAUUAUUAUUAAUUUUAACCUUGUAAUCAAUCCUGAAAUAGGUUUGA